Striga asiatica is the source of this 717-nucleotide messenger RNA. NCBI's taxonomy places the organism in Eukaryota, Viridiplantae, Streptophyta, Magnoliopsida, Lamiales, Orobanchaceae. The record is from the annotation of a GenBank genome assembly.
AUGUCAAGUUUCAGGCAAUUUUCCAAUGGCCGCCGGCAAGGAGGAGCACUUCAGAAGCCCGAACAAAACGAGAAGUCCAAUUUUGUACGGACAUGCAACCUCUUAAGUAGAUACAUCAAGGAAAAAGGAAGUCUUAAAGAUUUCCACAUUGAAAUUGGUGGCAAAAUUGAGAGCCUCCAAGAUAUAAUCAAGUUUCUAAAAUUAGCUAAAUUCUUUGUAGAUCCAAAUGGUUUUAGUUCAGAUAUUAAAGAGGCGGCAAUUUCUACUCCUAAGUCAGCCCAACUGACGAUUUUCUACUCGGGUCGAGUGUUGGUGUUUGAAGAUUAUCCAGCUGGAAAGGCCCAAGAACUCGUGGCCUACGCUAAAAAACAGAGCUCACAAGUGCAUGAAAAUGCGGGCCCAUCUGGUGGCCAAUGGGCCUUGAGCUCUAGCCCACGAGAAGGGCUUCCGCCAAGGCCACAGCCUAGUGGUUCUCAUAAGGCUGUGGGUAUUGCAUUGAACAAUUGUGAGGUACAAACAAACGAUGCAGUUAGAGAAGAACAACAGCAGGCUACUGCAAAAAACGGUUCAGAUUUGCCUAUUGCUCGAAGGUCAUCCAUUCAUCGGUUUCUUGAGAAGAGGAAAGAUAGGGAUUCUGCUAGAGGGCCUUAUCAAGUUCACGAAGAGCCAACUUCUUCUUAUUUCAAGGGAGAUGAACAGCUUGAGCUCAAAUUAUAA